UUUUCUAGCGUUACGUUUUUUUCCUUUCUUUCUUUAAACUUUUGAGUUUUGAAUCUUACAAUAUACAAGUAGAAAUCGUGGGAAAAAACCCCAAAAAAAAAAUAAUAACUAAGCUAGGCCCGAGUCUGUAGGUUGGGCCAAACAACGGGCUUUGAAGUGCUGUCCAAACUUUAGUGGGCUAUAUUAGCUCUAAAAGGAGGGAGUUUGCUUGCGUUCAGUUCAGGCAUUGAGUGAGAGAGAUGUCAUAAACUAAUGGUAGUCGGUCAACGCUUGCCGGCGAUUAGCUUAACAAUGAAUGUACAACUUUACGUACCCACUAAUACACACAGCUUGGGACCUUUCUAAGUUACCAUACUAACCCCCUCUCUACCACCUCCGUCCAAAGUCCUUACUUCUUAUAUAAAGCUCAUCACUUUUGGGAGCUUCUAAAAAUCAAAUAUAUAGAAAGCGCGACGUGCCCAAAUCAUUUCUGUGAUCCGAUCCGAUCCCAUCUCAUCUCAUCAAUCAAUGGCGUCCCAACACAGAUCUCCUCCUAAUGGCGAUUCCAACCAUACUCCCCAGCCUAUGAAGAUUGCAUUGGUCACCGGUAUCACUGGCCAGGAUGGAUCAUACCUCACCGAGUUCCUACUCGCCAAAGGCUACCAAGUUCAUGGCCUCAUCCGACGUUCCUCCAAUUUCAACACUCAGCGCAUCAACCAUAUCUACGUCGAUCCCCACAAUGCCAACAAAGCCCGCAUGAAGCUCCAUUACGCUGAUCUCUCGGAUGCUUCCUCUCUCCGCCGUUGGCUCGACGUCAUCAAGCCUGACGAGGUCUACAACCUUGCUGCUCAGUCCCACGUUGCCGUCUCCUUCGAGAUCCCUGACUACACUGCUGAUGUCGUCGCUACUGGAGCUCUCCGCCUCCUUGAGGCUGUCAGAUCUCACAACAUUGACAACGGCCGCUCGAUCAAGUACUACCAGGCCGGCUCUUCCGAGAUGUUCGGCUCUACUCCUCCUCCUCAGUCCGAGACCACUCCCUUUCAUCCCAGAUCUCCCUAUGCAGCCUCCAAAUGCGCCGCUCACUGGUACACAGUCAACUACAGAGAGGCCUAUGGUCUGUACGCCUGCAACGGAAUCCUCUUCAACCACGAGUCACCUCGCAGAGGUGAGAACUUCGUCACUCGGAAGAUCACCCGGGCCUUGGGAAGGAUCAAGGUUGGAUUGCAGACGAAGCUCUUCCUCGGGAAUAUACAGGCUUCAAGAGACUGGGGCUUCGCAGGAGACUACGUCGAGGCAAUGUGGCUGAUGCUGCAGCAGGAGAAACCAGAUGACUACGUCGUGGCAACUGAGGAAUCACACACCGUCGAGGAGUUUCUGGCGGUGUCUUUCGGGUACGUCGGGCUCAACUGGAAAGACCACGUCGAGAUUGACAAGAAGUACUUCCGGCCAACGGAGGUGGACAAUCUCAAAGGAGACGCAAGCAAGGCAAAGGAGAUGUUGGGGUGGAAGCCUAAAGUAGGGUUUGAGAAGCUGGUCAAGAUGAUGGUGGAUGAAGACCUUGAGCUGGCCAAGAGGGAGAAAGUGCUUGUCGACGCUGGCUACAUGGACGCUAAGCAGCAACCUUGAUCUACAACUACCCAAAGACGAGAGAGUCAUCAUUAUCUUGCUUUUUCUUUUUAUAUAUAUUGAAAUCUAUUUUUGUUUCAUUCGUUGUUCUUCUCUUUUGUUGUUUCAAGUUGUUCAGCUGCGAAUAGUCCAUUGUGGAUGUUGUACCCAAAAGGCAAACAGAAAAUAUUUAUUACAUAUGAAUUUUCCCUUUAUCACAA
Messenger RNA from Camelina sativa (false flax), 1805 nucleotides. The record is from RefSeq and is a predicted model, not a curated record. NCBI's taxonomy places the organism in Eukaryota, Viridiplantae, Streptophyta, Magnoliopsida, Brassicales, Brassicaceae.